Struthio camelus australis is the source of this 340-nucleotide messenger RNA. The record is from RefSeq and is a predicted model, not a curated record. NCBI's taxonomy places the organism in Eukaryota, Metazoa, Chordata, Aves, Struthioniformes, Struthionidae.
AUGAAUCUUGGAUUUGUCUGUUGCUUUGUAUCUGAUGUUUUCGGGGUGUGCGAUGGGGGGUGGGGGUGCAAUGACCGAGGAGCGUGUCUUACAGCGCCUGUGCUCGUGGCAGACUACCUGAAGCCGAUCGCUGAAGAGGAGAGGAGGGUCGAGGCCGAGGAGAAGAAGAAGCGUGAGGAGCUGGAGCGCAUUGCCAGAGAGCUGGCAGAAGCAAGUGAAGAUUCCAUAUUGAAAUGAACAAAAGACUGGGUCUUACUUUCAUUCAUGGAAAUAUCUGGCUAGUCUCUGAACAGUUUAACUCUGGAUGUUAUUCUAUCAAUAAAGUACUUACAAUACUCUG